AUGGCACGUAGAGGGUUCAUUCUGUUGUUGUUCUUCGCUCUUACCACACUCUCAACGAUUGGUUUUGCGCAACACCAGUCAUCUGUUGUCGAAACUCUUUCUCUGAAUCGAAGCAGUUUUCCCACAGGCUUCGUUUUCGGGACAGCAUCCUCGGCUUACCAGUACGAAGGUGCAGCAAACGAAGGAGGAAGAAAACCAAGUAUAUGGGAUGCAUACACUCACACAUAUCCAGGUUUUUCUUUUAUUUUUGGCUAUCAGAUAAGCGGUGAAGAUAAUGGAGAUGUAGCCAUCGACCAGUAUCAUCGUUACAAGGAAGAUGUUCAGAUAAUGAAGGAUAUGAAUCUGGAUGCAUACAGACUCUCCAUCUCUUGGUCUAGAAUCCUACCAAAUGGAAAACUGAGUGGAGGUGUAAACCCAGAAGGAAUCAGAUAUUACAACAACCUUAUCGAUAAUUUGCUGGCCAACGGUAUAGAACCAUAUGUGACACUUUUUCACUGGGAUCUUCCCCAAACUCUGGAAGAAGAAUACGGAGGUUUCUUAAGUCGUCGCGUCGUAGAUGAUUUUCGAGACUAUGCAGAAAUUUGUUUCAAGCACUUUGGAAACAGGGUGAAAUACUGGAUUACUCUGAAUGAGCCAUGGUCUUAUACUAAUAAUGGUUAUGCACUUGGGAGCUUUCCACCAUGUCGAUGUUCUAAAUGGGUCGAUUCAACUUGUGUUGGUGGUGACUCAGGAACAGAACCUUAUAUAGCUUCACAUAAUCUACUACUUGCUCAUGCAGCCGCCGUACACGUCUACAAGAAAAAAUUUCAGAAUACUCAGAAAGGAGUCAUCGGCAUAACACUUAUUUCUCAUUGGUUUGAACCAUAUUCAAAUAGUCAAGCAGAUAAAGACGCAGCCAUAAGAGCACUUGACUUCAUGUUUGGAUGGUACAUGGAGCCAUUGACAUCAGGAAGAUACCCAAAGAGCAUGCGUUCUUUAGUUGGUAAAAGGUUGCCCAAGUUUUCAAAACAUGAAGCAAAACUUGUUGCUGGUUCAUAUGAUUUUCUUGGACUGAACUAUUACACCACUUACUAUGUUGCCGAUGCAUCCAAAGCCAACAAACCUAGUUAUACAACAGAUGCUAAUGCCAAUCAAUUAACUGUUCGCAACGGAGUUUCUAUUGGUCCACAGUUUGGUCCGAGUUGGUUAUUUAUCUACCCCAAAGGAAUUAGAAAAUUGUUGCUUUAUACCAAUACAACCUACAAUAGUCCUUCCAUCUACAUCACAGAAAAUGGCAUGGGUGAUAUUAACACUGAUCCAACACUCUCGGUUAAAGAAAUGCUUCAAGAUACUUAUAGAAUUGAUUAUUAUUAUCGUCAUCUUUAUUAUAUACUCUCAGCAACCAGGGAUGGCAUAAAGGUAAAAGGGUAUUUUGCAUGGUCGUUGUUGGACAAUUUUGAAUGGAAAGAUGGUUAUCAAGUGCGAUUUGGACUAAACUUUGUGGAUUACAAAAAUGGUUUGAAGCGGCAUGCCAAACAAUCUGCAAAAUGGUUCCAAAAUUUUCUUCGAAAAGAUUAAACUUCAGGGAUUCUAAUAUUAUAUUUCCUAUUACACACUCUAUUAUUAUCCUUUAUAUAGUUUCUUUAAUGUAAUGCAACCUAUUUCAUAUUA
This is a messenger RNA of Vigna unguiculata (cowpea), 1650 nucleotides long. RefSeq names its product beta-glucosidase 24-like. Gene Ontology annotation, biological process: carbohydrate metabolic process. Lineage: Eukaryota; Viridiplantae; Streptophyta; Magnoliopsida; Fabales; Fabaceae. The record is from RefSeq and is a predicted model, not a curated record. Gene Ontology annotation, molecular function: beta-glucosidase activity.